This is a messenger RNA of Musa acuminata AAA Group (dessert banana), 1323 nucleotides long. RefSeq names its product zinc finger protein WIP2-like. The transcript has 2 exons. Lineage: Eukaryota; Viridiplantae; Streptophyta; Magnoliopsida; Zingiberales; Musaceae. The coding region runs from base 14 to 1066 and encodes 350 amino acids. Gene Ontology annotation, cellular component: nucleus. Gene Ontology annotation, biological process: regulation of gene expression; anatomical structure development. Gene Ontology annotation, molecular function: DNA-binding transcription factor activity. The record is from RefSeq and is a predicted model, not a curated record.
GCAUCCUUCAACCAUGGCAGAUCCCUACGCCAAUUCUCUCCAAGGAUUCUUCAAUUGCCAUCCCUUCACCUCCCACCCCUCCUUCUCUGCACUCCCUCUUCCCCGGCACAACAUCCUCACCAACUUCACAAACUACGCCACCUCUCACCUCCCAUCACCACUGCCACCACCCCCACCCGCGUCCCCUCCCCUGAGGGAAGCCCUUCCCCUCCUCAACCUCGCCCCCACACCGCACCACCACCAGGAGGAGGAGGAAGCCUCCUGUAGCUUCUUGGAGGAGGAUGCUGAAACUGCUACUGAUGAGAAGAAGAAAGGCUCGCAGGACGACGGAGAGAACGAGGAGGAUGCUGUGACAGUGGCCCUCCAUAUCGGCCUUCCAAGUCCCAGUGCAGCUGAUCUCAGCUCCAUGGUCUUCUCCGCUUCAGUAGAUGAAGAGAAAGGUCGUGAAGAAGAUAGAGAUCAUGACCUCGGUGACGAUGUUGGUUUAGGUUAUCCUGCGAUAGGGAGGCUGAGGAGGGGACAGUACUGGAUUCCCACUCCUUCUCAGAUCCUCAUAGGCCCUACCCAGUUCCCUUGCCCCGUUUGCAGCAAGACCUUCAACAGAUACAACAACAUGCAGAUGCACAUGUGGGGGCAUGGAUCGCAGUACAGGAAAGGGCCAGAGUCGCUGCGAGGCAUCCAACCGACGGCGAUGCUGCGGCUGCCGUGCUACUGCUGCGCUCCGGGUUGCAGGAACAACAUAGACCACCCGAGAUCGAAGCCACUGAAGGACUUCAGAACCCUGCAAACUCACUACAAGAGGAAGCACGGCAUCAAGCCCUUCAUGUGCCGGAAGUGCGGCAAGGCCUUCGCCGUCCGAGGCGACUGGCGAACCCAUGAGAAGAACUGCGGCAAGCUGUGGUACUGCACUUGCGGCUCCGACUUCAAGCACAAGCGGUCACUCAAGGACCACAUCAAAGCAUUCGGGAGCGGGCACUCCGCCUACGGGAUCGACUGCCUCGAAGAGGACGACGAGCUGUCGUCUGAGAUCGAGCAAGACUCCAACCAUCGUCAUCAGCUACCGUGAACCGGAGUUGCAGUCUACGUAGAUAUCCCUUGCUUGAUCAUGAACAUGUAAGAGCUUCUGUAGUCUCCAAUCAGCUCUCUUCCUCUUUUCUCUUCCUUGUGAGUGUUAAGACCAUGCAAGACACUAAAUACAAGAUCAUGUGUCUUGUAAAUCUUGCUAGGUGAAACCUUGGCAAUUUGCUCUAACCUUCGGUGCUCGACUUCUCUAUGUCUAGUAUCAUCAUGAAAUCAACUGGUUGGAUAAUGUUUAGACUAAGA